This is a messenger RNA of Fomitiporia mediterranea MF3/22, 4556 nucleotides long. RefSeq lists its product as uncharacterized. The coding region runs from base 1 to 4449 and encodes 1482 amino acids. The record is from RefSeq and is a predicted model, not a curated record. Lineage: Eukaryota; Fungi; Basidiomycota; Agaricomycetes; Hymenochaetales; Hymenochaetaceae. The transcript has 9 exons.
AUGGAAACCCGUUUGGAGAUACCUUCUCGUCUCAGAUUGAACAAGUCAGCUCAUUCGUUCGCUGCUACAGUUGCGGACAAUAGCAACUACUACGAUAACAUCACCAUGCACGAUGGAGGUGGAGGGUCGGAAGAUGGAGAUGAUGACGGGAGUACGCCGAGAGUGGGAAUGUCGUCAGUGGAUUCCAACGAAUUGGACGAGCGGCUACAUUUUAGUGCGCAGGCUCAAGCGCAGUCGACUCCGGGCCCCGGACGAGAACGCGAUGCAAUACCGAACGCGUCGAUGGCGACUCCUGCGGAGAGGUUGAGAGCUGUGUUGAGUAGGGCGAGCUCUGCGACGCCUACUGCUCGGCCACUGAAUGUGGCUUCGGAGAGAACACCAAUGCCUAAUCACCCGUCCUCCUUAUUGGGAGCAUCAGAUAUGGAGUCCGAAGACUUCGACACACCUCGGAACGCAGCGAACAACAACAGGAACAACGUACUCUCCACGCCCUUCCCUACGAGUGGCUCUGUGUCGUCUGUACCGCAGAGUGCAGCUCGGGAAAGCCUUAGGAGUCUAUUUAGCUAUGCUACGCGAUCACCUGGAAAUACUCCCGAGCGACCACAAAGGCCCCGAAGAGGGAGUAUGGACUCCAGUAUUGCAGAGGAGAGUCCGAUUAAGUGGUCCAUGUUGAGAGCGAAUGAGAGGGUGAAGAGGCUGAGUUUGAGUGAUGAUGAGAAGGAAAGGAUAAGAGUUUCAAAAUCUGGUUUCACAGAGGGCCUGUCUGAGAGGUCCUUCAAGUCAUCUCAAGCUGCUACGUAUGAUCAGUUACGCGAACGACUUGAGAACUCAGCUGGUGGAGCUGGUACGAGUAAGGGUGCUUCCCAUAUGAAGUCAGAUAUGACGAUCGACAUGGAAGAAGCCACCGAAGUUGAGCAAAGUCUCCUUGAAAACCGACAAGCGCCUAUCAUGUCCACUACACCACCUUUACCUUCCAGCAAUACACUGGGCCAGUCUAUGUCUCAGUUUCCUUCGCAGUUUCUUGGCUCAAAUCUCUUGAUCGACAACUCUGAUAUGCGACGGAUGAUUCAAGACGCGCAAUCUGAAACGACGGACUCAGAAGCACCUGAAUCUAAUCGAAGAGAAAGCAAGACACCGAUAGCUGGACCUUCAUCUAAUCAUCAAAAGCGACCGUCGUUCGUUCGUGAGCGAGCGUUAUCGCAUAGUAGUAGUAUAGGGUCAAUGAGUCCAUCAUCAACUGGCUCAAGACCGACUUCAAGGCAGAGCAUGAAUGACCUUGACGAAGGGCAAAAACGUGAACGCGAACGAGGGUGGAAUCAUCCACUUGGUCCUUACAUGGAGCGACACCGUGCAUCCUCUCCUGGAUUUUCUCCAAUUCAUAGCGGUGGCUUUGCACGUCUACGCAAGACUAGUUUGAGUUCCAUCUCUGGAUCGGAAAGUCAUGAUGGCCGAACAAGUCCCGCGUCCACGGUCAAACGGCUAGGAAAUGGCCAUGGACACUCGAGUUCUAAAUAUUCAACCAUUAGUUUAUCCCGUUUGCCUUCGUCUUCGCCUAAUCACAUACGUGUGAGUGCUAGGACUCGUACAGUGAGCCAGCCGACGAAGCCGAGCAGUCCAGGCAAUUUGACAGGUUCUGUCAGUUCGAACGGCAUUCAGAAAUCUUGGGAUCGCUCACGUACUGUUUCAUUAAUCGCUCGCGACAUCUCACGACCGUCAUCAAGCCAUGCACACACUCCUGCUCAUGCGUCUUCGAGUCAGCAUCAUAACGGCAACCAUGAUGCGGAACAUUUGAGACGCUCGGCAUCGCCAUCUUCGUCACGUUCGUCUUCCCGUGCAUCUUCUCAUCAGUCUGAAGGCACUGUCAAUCGUGUAAACCCUCAUGUUCGGGAACGUAACUGGAAUUCACCUCGUCCCAAAUGGAUCAAUGUUGAACCUGCUCCUGCGCUAUCGACAAAAACAAGGCAACCAGAUGGCGCAAUGCAUACCAGAACUCCACCUGCGGAACACGCACAGCGUCGCGUGACAGCUGCACAUGCGACAGGUUCGAGCCCAUCUAGUAUUCCCAGACUAUCUGUCAAUGGACACACGAAAUCUGCGAAACACGCCGAGGACAGCGAAACUGAUAACCGAUUAUCUAAAGAUCCGGUCUCUUCAUCUCCUGCGACUCGACUCGAACAUGGGAGACAUAACUCCUUUGGAAAGGACAGGGAUACUGGAGGGGCACUAUCUGCAAGUACUAUUCAUAACCACACAUCUACUGGCGGGCGGAGACCUCAUUCACCAGCGAUUUCUUCCAAGGCAAACGAGCAAGUUCGUUCACGGCAUGAGCGGGACGCUGCUCUGCCGCAUGCCAUAUCUCCCACACUUUCACCGGAGCCUGAUGGUGCAAAUGAACCUGAAGAACACGAUACACCAAAGAUAGGAUUACAACGUAUACCGGACUCGCCAACACCGGCUUCUGGGUCCAGGCCCAGUAGUCGUGUCGGCACCACUUCGGGCUUCUCGUCGCAUAUUGCAAUUGACGCAUAUGAUCGUGUGAACGCGUCAGCUACAUCUGCGUCUGCGUCAGUGGCUGAGAAGGCGCGGAGAGGCAGAGAUGGUGAGCAAAGCAGAAAUAUACGGCCUCAAAAAGUCAGUGUACCCUCGGAUCCUCUUGAGCUUCACGAAUCGGAUCUGGAUUCGUUCCAGGAGGAAGAUAUAGUUGCCUCAUCGUCGGCUCCCCGUGUACAUAAUGGGAACGAUUCAUUUGACGAAAAUGAAGCUUCCCCUCAUUCCGAGGAGUUACAGGCGGACAUUAAUGUGUUAGGGCCGCGACAUGGUGGUCGACCAAAUGGACACGCGGUUGACGCAGGCGCGAAAAGGUCAUCGCUUCUGCCGGCAAACUUCUCUCCACCACUCUCACCGCCCGAAUCACCAUCUGAUCCCGUAACGACCACUCCAGAACGUCGCAUCUCUGGAAACUCGUCCAAGAUUGAGUUCAAAUCGCCGUCAACACCAAGGGAUAUACCUGCACUCCCGGACCCUCCAUCAUCGGACGAGGACGCGGAAAGCGACCGAACGCCGCCAGUGCCGCUCAAUCGAAGUAGAUUUGCAGAUAUCAAGACGCCUAGGCCACCUGGCGCAUGGAGCACACCAUUUGCCACACCUGCACCCGCUAUCGCGGCUCGCGUGAGCACGCUGCGGGAUGAAAUGCAUCAUGAAGGGGAGAAGCAUGCCUCGUUGCAAAACCCAAACGAAAUUUACACGCCUCCGGCUUCCUAUUCGCGUGCGACAUCGAUGAUUAUGAAAACGCCAAAGCCGCCAGGCGCCUGGAUGCCGACGCCUGAAACGAUAGCCGCGAAGCGUUUACAGCAGAAGGUACGCUUUGAUGAACAGGAGGUAUCGUCGGCUGCUCCCGCACUAGUACCUGAACGUGACGACAGCUCGUUAAUUUCGGAUCCUCCUGCGACGGACGGCAGCGUGGCGAUGAAAGCCGCCGGAAGGGCGAACCCGCCAUCGCCCCGUUCUCCCGGCCGCAUCCGCGUAGUAGAUGCCUUCGGAAACGAGAUCAAUCCUGCCAAAUCUGAAGUCAGGACAGAGAACCGCAGCAGCGUACAGAAAUUCGGCGAGCUUCACGCCACGGGGAAAGACGAGAAGCCUGGCACGCCUGAUAGGAGAAAGUCGAGAAUCCGUGUUCUUGAUGCAAUGGGCAGGGAAAUCGAUGAGUCUCAGGUACAGGAUGCAACACCACUAGCAUCUACAGCGGAUGAACCGGGAAAACACUUAAAAAAAGCCGACAAGGGCGACAACGUUACGACCUUGUUUCACGCUUUGGAUGGCAAGCUUGAACGCAAGGAGGCGCUUCAGUUGCUUCAGAAGACCAUAGCCGAGCUAAAGGAUGACUUUAAUAGGACCGAUGAUCCCGCGAGUACGCAAACUACCGAUGAAAUUGAUUCCCAAAUGGCGGAUCUAAAGGUACAGUCGAUCAGGGCAAAGGAGGAUCGCGAGCGUUUGUUGGGAAGGAUCAGGGACGCACAAACGGGCGAUCCACCUUCGCGAUCGGCAGCCCUCUGGAACGCCUUGUUGUUUGGCAAAAGCAGGAGCGGUUUGUCGUCUCGUGGCACGUCUUUCAAAGUUUUUGCUGCCCUGGUGUUCCUGCAAGCAGUUAUAUUCUUAGCAUUCUAUCGGUUGACUACACUGGGUGCACGACGACUGUUCUUGACGACUUAUAUUGAUCCUUUUUACCCGGAACUGCAUCUUCACUUUACGAAUCCUGAUCUUGUGCAACUAUCGAUGACAGCCCCUGAUAUGUAUGCUGCUAUUGCUUCCCCUCCAGUCCCUACAACAGGCUGGAUACGAUUUUUUCUUGCCGGCUGGCAUACCAUUCUCAAUAGUUUAUUGGUUCUGAGAGACAGCAUGUGGGACAUCUGGCGCGAUCCUCCUCAAGGUAUUACUUGGCCUCCCACAUGAUCCGUCCGUCCCGCUCGCCCCUACCUUAUCGUCUCAGCACCACCCCACUUUUUUUCUUUAAUUUUAUCUUUUUCAUUUGACAUGCUAUGCCCAAUCAUCACCGCUCC